ACAGUUCCUCAUCCUCAUGACGUUAACGACGUCAAGUCAAACGUAAACAUUGGCUUUGUGGGAUAUCUGCAGUUGCUCGCUGUCGGACAAGAUGCAAUAUGCAAUGAGAUGGUGAAAGCAGAAGAUUAGUAUUAUAACGAAGAAACUCAGACUCUUCGGUGCUAUACUGUAAUGCAUUCCAGUAGCCCCUGAAGAAGAAAAAAUGGGGAACUCAAGUGUAAAAGAGGCUGUAGAAGAAGCAGAAGGAGAUAGAUGCUUGGAUUUAUCGUGCAAGCUUGAUCCACAGCAAUAUGUGAAGCAUGUAUCUGGAGAAUUCAUCGAAGGAUGUGUGCUUGCUUUUCCAUGGGAGAUGUAUUACAAUACUGUUUCCAUGUACGAAUAUGUUAAUGCAAGCUUCAAUUUUAUAAGUGAGAUUCCAGAAGAACUUAGUCUUCAUGUCCCCCACCUCCGUGUAUUGAACAUUAGUCAUAACCAAAUCACCAGUUUUCCACAUAGUUUUAAUCUCCUUCUCCAUCUGAGAGAACUAGAUGUUUCUUAUAACAGACUAAAAGCAUUACCAGAGACUGUCAUUCGACUGCCUCAACUUCACACACUCAACCUUGCUUAUAACAGCAUCACAGAGUUGCCGGCUUCAAUAACAAGGCUAAAGCAAUUGCGGAAACUGAAUAUUAGCUAUAAUAAUAUUCGGGCAUUACCUGGAGCUUUGAUUGAAUGCCCUAAAUUACAAGUGUUAGUGGCUCAUGGAAAUGAUCUCAUUCACCCUCCCCAAGCAAUUUGUGAUGCUAGUACAGAAAGUGCUUUUAUAUUUCUGAAAGAAAGGCAUAAAGCAUCUAGUGAAGGAAGGCUCAAAGUAAAGUCUAGUGUGUUUGAACGAGUGAGAGGUCAGCAGGUAUUAGCAAGUGUCAAUAAUCCUGAAUCUGCAAGCGUAGAGUAUCGUCAGGCCCAAGGUACAUCUCGUGCCAACAAACGUAAAUGCCCAUUGAUGCCUCCUGCAGAUGCAACCAUGCUGAAUGCAGAUCAGCUGAAGGAUAUGUUAAUAGGUCUAGUGUAUGGAGCUGCUAUAGGGGAUGCUGUUGGUCUAUGCACAGAAGGGUUAACAAGGUCAGAAUGCAAGUUCUUUUAUGACAAGGCGAAUUUUUCUUUGGACGCUCGAAUACGAGACCAUCUUCGCUCACAUUACCCCCCUUGUGAUUGGUCUUGUAAUACAGAUAUCAUGAUGUUGACAUUGGAGUCACUGAUGCGGUGGGGAGGAGUUGUGGAUGAAUUAGAACUUGCUUCCCAGUUAGACCAGUGGUUGGUGCAUGGUUACAUGGAACUUGACCCUGUACCAGGACAUAUGCUCUCAGCUUAUAUGAAAAAGGUUCUAUCCAAAGAUGGCUAUUCAGCAAAUCCCCAUACUGCUGCUAAUAGUGUAUACAAGGAAGUGAAAGAUGACAUGAGUAGAGGAAUAUUCAACUUGAAUCCUUGUGAUAAUUCAUGUCUUCCUUCUGCACUUGUCUUGGGUAUACCUAAUUUCUACAAAGAACAUGAAGUUGAGAUGAAUGCAGAGAGAAUUUGUCAGGCUUCUCAUUCCAGCCCAAUAGCAAGAGCAUCCUGUGUAUUUUUGGCCCUUCUGGUUGCUUCUCUGCUGAAGGGAAGUACAGUGAAUGAUGUUCCAGCAUUUAUGAAGAUUAUUGAAAAUCUCAUCAAGACAGUUGCUAAGAAACACUUGAGUGAAAAAGAUGAGCAAAUUUUCUUAAAUGUACUUGAUAUCAAAGUCAGUGAAGAAAGCUGUAGCAAUGAUGUUUUGACUUCUAUAGGACUGCUAAUGAACUCACUGGGGAAAAAGAAUGGUUAUGACUUCAAAUCUCAGAUUCUGGACAUUGUAAUGAGAGGUGGAGAAGGUAUAUGUGUUCAUGCUAGUGUCACAGGUGGAAUCUUAGGUGCCUUGCUAGGUUACUCAAACCUCCCACAGGACUGGUUAAAACAGCUUCCUCAGGAAAAUGUCAGCCUCCUGAAUAGCAAACUUAAUUUGCUCUUGGAUCUCUUUGGGUUGCCCUAAGAGAUUUAUGUAAUGUUUAUUGUUUAAUGCUUUUUUUUUUGUAAAUGCAUGAAUGGUGUUGGGGUGCCUUGUAUUGUUAAGUUUUAAAUGAUAUUUUAUGAUAUUUACAUGCAUAUGUAAGAAAAAUUAUUUGUAGCAAUAUAAUAAAAUGCCAAGAGUACUCUUUAUCAUUGAUAUCCUUUAAUUUGUAAUACUAUUGUCAUUUUAUUGUUUUGAUGAUGUAGCAAAAUUUUCAGUUACUGUACAUACAAUAAUAAGUAUUUAAAAACCAUUUAGAGAACUACCUAGACACCUUGUAAACAAACCACAUAACAUCGCUAAUACUACUGUGUAGUACAUUUACAAUAAGUCAUUCGAUAGCUAAGCAUUUUGUUGUUGUUUUGAAAUUGUAUGUUUUUUCAUGUGAGUUUUACAGAGGGAAGAAAAAGGUUGUAUGUAUUUAGCAUUAAUUUUAAAGAAGAAAUUAUGUGCAAGUUCACCCAUCUGAAGGGUGAUGUCAGUGCAUGCUAUUGGUGGAGGAGGAAAAGGUUUACUAGGAGAAUACUACUGAAGGCUGAAUUUAAUCUUCAGUUGGAUGUACACAAUAAGAACUUCUCAAGAGUUUCCUGAAAGUCUGUUUAUCUUUUCAGUAUGGUAUAUCAUGCACGCAAGCACAGAACACUGGAAGUUGAAUAUCUUGUACCAAGACAAUUUUUUUUUAAAUGGUUUUGUUGUUUGUCCAUAUGUAUUAUAUUACUACUGCAUAGGUAUAUUAUUUGUAUUUUUUUAACAUUUAUUUAUUUAAUGUGAUUUGGCAUUUUUCUCUAUUAAUUUUUAUAUUUUUAUGAUUGAUGACUGAAUGCUGGAACUACAAAUACUUACAUACAGUAUAUACACUGCAAAGUGUAAUGAAUGUCAUGUAAGUACUAGCAAUAAAUUUUUUUUACAUUUUUAA
Molecule: messenger RNA, 2975 nt
Organism: Macrobrachium nipponense
Lineage: Eukaryota; Metazoa; Arthropoda; Malacostraca; Decapoda; Palaemonidae
Exons: 11
Coding region: 203-2041 (612 amino acids)
Molecular function (GO): protein binding
Source: RefSeq, a predicted model, not a curated record